Messenger RNA from Soboliphyme baturini, 816 nucleotides. Lineage: Eukaryota; Metazoa; Nematoda; Enoplea; Dioctophymatida; Soboliphymatidae. The record is from the annotation of a GenBank genome assembly.
AUGGAACAAGCAAGAGACGCCGCCCAGGCAGUCAGCGAGUUCUUCCAAGGAAAUCCGUUCCAAACAAUAGUUGGCCAUAAAAUAGGUAUGCUUUUCGCUGUCACUCGCAAAGUUUUUACUUUUCAUCUGAAUCCGAUACCAAGGGAAGCCAUACGGGCAAUUCGCAGACGGCUGCAGAUGAAUAUAGGCAAAAAUGACAUCGUGGUAAUGUACACCUUAACCGUAUUGGAAACGUGCGUGAAAAACUGCGACUUUCGCCUCCACCAUCUGGUGUCCCAAAAGGAUUUCAUCAACGAUCUGCUGAAGUUUAUUGGCCCAAAAUACGACCCUCCUCAGAACAUCCAGGAUCGCGUGUUGGGUUUGAUAAAGACAUGGGCUGAAGCAUUCCGAGGCAAAUCAGAGUUGUCCGGCGUCUGCGAGGUGUACGAUGAAAUGAAAGCAAAGGGUAUCGAAUUUCCAAAGAUAGAGAUGGAAAAGUCCCCACCUAUCUUCACCCCUCGUGUGUCAGCUCUCUCGCAGCAGACUCCCGUUGCUGCAAAAGCCGCCGCCUUUCCUUCCAUCGGACCACAACGCAAUAUGCUGACCUUGACUCCUGAACAGCUGGCGAAAUUGCGCAGCGAACUGGAUGUGGAUCUGCAUUCCACGUGCCAAGAAAUGCAGGAACGAAUCGUUGAUUUAAUUGGACGAAUAAGUUCGGAAGAAGUCACAAGCGAACUACUUGUCGUCAAUGAUGAAAUGAACAACGUGUUUGGGAAAACCGAGACAAUGCACCGAAACCGUCGUCUGCCACUGAGGACAGCAAUACUCCUAAUCUGA